UGAAUACUAGCGAUGCAAUCAUAUUUAGUUCCGCCUCUACACCGUCUCUGUAGCUGUGUUGAUGUGAAACCGUCCGUCGGAUCAACAGAACUGCGUUAGUGACAGCUUACAGAAGUACUAAAUUACUACUUGUCAGUGUCUGAAGAUUGAUGGAACACCACCCUGUAUAUACCUUGCUGCCAUGGCAACCUGGAAGUAUUUGUAACAGCCGGAUUUCAAAGCAGAUUUUGUACUGCCUGCUGAAGACAGUAGUCCAUUCUAGUUAAAACUAGACAAGCAGGAUUAUUUAAGUGAUCAGAAGGAUUCAAUAUUUCAGGGAUGUUAAACAAUUUUGUGUGAGGUGUUAAAUUUGAUGAGACCUAACUGACAUUGUGAGUGGACAAUUACAACAUGAUACUAUCCGUGGGAUAUGUGAGUGUGUACCUGGUGCGGUGGCUGGUACAGUGGACUCGACGAAACAUGUUCAGACGAGCCAUUUCCAAGGUUGUAGGGUCAGGUGGGUUGAGUCUUGUGGUUCAGAGGUCACCGCAGGGAUUUGAUGACCUGUUGAAAUCGCUGAAUAUCGACACUGCUGCACAGGAAACCCAAUGUGUACUGGACCCUAAUAGGAAGGCUGUCCUUACAACCUUAAUGCCACAGGUUGAAGUGAACCUUGCUGACUGGACGUCGUACUAUGCCAUGCAGAAGCAUUACCAUACAGAAGGUGGAGAGGAGAAUAUCAAUGUCUUACUGGAAGCUGCUAGACCUACGGACCGCAGGAACUUCCUCCUCCGGGAAUUCUCUCUUCCUGAACCUCAGAAAAUACAUGUAGCCAGCCAUGGUACCGCCCUGGCCUGGAGGACAGGGCCUCCUUUUGGCAUUCUGAUGCGAUGUUCUCUGGAAGAGCUUGUCACCCUCUGUUUUGCCUUCUGUGAGGGAGCUUUGACAUUAGAUGAGGAACUGCUUGUUCAGAGAAUUGUCAGUGUGAAGACGUGUGGAUCUGCCGCUGACCUUGUUCCACAUAUUGAGGAGUGCCAAGCUGGGGAAGACGUCACUACGGAUGAAACUGACUUCCAGAGAGAACUGAAUGCCAACAAUAUACAGUCAGUCCUACUAAAGGCUCAGCGGGAUCGGUUAGGGGAAACUGUUUCAUGUGACUGGUCCAACGAGUCAUUGGCUUCAAGAACCAGCAUCUGUAGCUCUAACCUACUGGAUUCCACUACCCCAACACCUUACAGUGAAAGUGUUGUUGAGGACGAGGUAGAGAGUGGGUGUGGAGAAGAGCCCUGUGAAUUUGACUCUCAGUUUCUAGAAUCAGUAGAACGUGUGAAAAUGAUGCAUGGAAAUAUGAAACCUCCCAAUAUUCUGGUAUAUUGUGGGAAGAAAGACACUGAAAAAAAGUUUGCUAAUGUCCGAGCAACGUUGGAGCAGUGUGUCAAUCUUGAACGUUAUGUUAUCUAUGCCUUAAACCAUGAUCAAGUGAAGCGGGAUCCAUGGGCAGAUAAUUCUGCCCUUCUGAUUGUGUCUUGUGACAGUCUCCAUGAUGGAGUUGGUGAUGCGUUUCUCCGAUACUUUGAGAGCGGAGGAAUUAUUCUCAGUUUUGGUAGUCCAUUUGAUGCCAUGUUUGUUGCUAGACAUGAGAUCGAACAUCAGGAUCAUGUUGGAAUUUCCAAAAUCAAUUUCCGUACAUGGAAAGAGGUGUCUGUAUUGUGUGGGAAGCACUUGUAUGAUCCGAAAGAGGUCACUGGUGAAAAAGUCACACUAACUGUACUGGGAACGAACCAUGAUGGCCGCCCUGUUAUCUUAGAUGUUAAGUCACAAGCUACGGAGGCUGGCCAUGCCAUUAUGUCACAGGUGUUACUCAACAGAGACCCAACAGAACAUGCCAGUUCAGACGAGCAGUUUACCUUGCUGAAACAAUCGAACCAGGACCGGUGUGACAUCCUGAAGGAACUGUUACAGGACCUUGGUGUAGAUACGGACACCAGCUCUGUACCUGUGUUUACACCAUGUUACUUACUGUCGAACUCUGAGAGUACAAAGUCCAAGUUUCUGGAGAAUGUUCAAAGGAAGCUGAAUCCAGAUGGUAAACUUGUGUCCAGCACUGUCACUCUACAGUUUGUCCCUGAAUACUCUCCAAGCGAGGGACCUGUCACUGAAAGUUUGCUGCCUGUAGUAACAGGGCACUCCACUGGUCAGGGGGUUCUACAGUUCUUCAACGAUGAUGUCUACUUCAAAAAUCUAACCACGACCACACUGGGAAAUACACUGAUGGUGAUAGAUGUCCUACCUACCACUAUGCCUCUGUUUGAUAAAUUACAGUUCUGUGUACCCAUGGCCAGUGACGUUGGAGUGAUCGCCAUUCCAGGGAAACAGACAAGGGGCAAAGGCCGUGGUGGCAAUGCCUGGCUGAGUCCUGUUGGUUGUGCCAUGUUCUCCCUCCUUGUCAAUGUACCUAUGGACAGUCCACUUGGCCGACAUGCAUCCUACCUCCAACAUAUCACCUCACUGGCUGUUGUCGAGAGUGUGCGCUCACUCUCGGGAUAUGAGGACAUUGACUUGAGACUGAAGUGGCCCAAUGACAUUUACUUCAGUAACAAGAUGAAGCUGGGAGGAGUUGUAAUCAAGUCAACUAUUACUGAUGGCAUACUUCAAGCAAACAUUGGUUGUGGGUUUAAUGUAAGCAACAAGAACCCCACAAUUUGUAUCAACGAUCUGAUUGAACGUCACAACAGUGAGACUGGUGACACACUAGGUCUCUGUUGUAAGGAACAGCUGGUGGGUCGUACAGUGUCCAUCAUAGAACAGCUCAUCAACCAGUUCCAGACUGAUAGUGGGCAAAAAUUCCUCCAACUCUACUGCCAACGCUGGCUGCACAGUGAUAGCCGUGUACAUCUUGAGGAGGAGAAUGUUGACGUCACAAUACAGGGCCUUGACGAGUAUGGCUAUUUGGAUGUCAUAGCAGACGACGGAACAAGACACUCCGUACAACCAGAUGGCAACAGCUUUGACAUGAUGAGGAAUCUCAUCUCUAUGAAAACUCGAUAAAUAGUAGUACCGUGGACUAGUUUGUUCCUAUGGCAACAGAUUUCCAUGUAUAGUUUUGAAUACUGAUUAUGCAAAUGUGCAAGCUAGUCAGUGAAAGCUAUUGAAAUAUUCACAUGCAAUGUAAAGUUGAGUGAUAUAUUCACAUGCAAUGUAAUGUUGAGUGAAUCUGUUAUUGAACUUUAAAAGGGAACAAACUUGAUACAAUUUGUUGGGGCUACAAUUAAAUAUGAUUUAUUGAUACAGUCUUAGUCUUAGUACCUUAGCCUACCGGUAUUUGGUUAAGUAUUGGGUUGAAGUUAUAAAACUGCAGUGUUAAUUAAUGAGAAAAAAAAGAGCAGUUCUGCUAGACUUUAAUUAUAACUGAGAUAGCUGUAAACCUUUAUGCUACACUAUUUUGAUGGAGUAAACUGAGUUAUCUAUCUUGGCCAGCACAAAAUUUCAUAAUCCCGACAGUGUUUUGGACUGUUGUAAAUAAGUGUGACAUAACCUCCAGAUCCCCAAGACUUAUUUUUAGUUUAGAUACCCUGUGUGUUAAUUUGAGUGACAAAAUAGAUAUUUUCUGGACAAGUUCUGAGUGUUUAUUAUAACACAAGCCAUCUAUUGUACCUGUAGGCAACUACAACCUUUGAUAAAAUAAGACUUUAAUGCUUCAAGCUUACCAAGAACAGCAUUUAUCUGAUGAUGCUAUGUUUAUUGAUGUUUUAUAUUAAUCAGAAUCAAUGCAUUUUCUAUGUGUUAUGUAUGAUAUAUAUCAGUACUGUACUUAUUCGACCUAAUAAGCACACCUGCCCCAUAAGUGCACCCCCAUCUUUUUUUCAAUAAAAGAGGAUAGGUGUGCUAAUUAAAACAUAUAAAAAGUUCCUUAUCUCACUGAUCUGCUAAUAUUAUCAUCAGUUUCUUAACCAAAGACUGCAUGAAUUGUUUUGCAACAUAAAGAU
Molecule: messenger RNA, 3965 nt
Organism: Pecten maximus
Lineage: Eukaryota; Metazoa; Mollusca; Bivalvia; Pectinida; Pectinidae
Product: biotin--protein ligase-like
Exons: 12
Coding region: 391-3027 (878 amino acids)
Biological process (GO): protein modification process
Cellular component (GO): cytoplasm
Molecular function (GO): biotin--[biotin carboxyl-carrier protein] ligase activity
Source: RefSeq, a predicted model, not a curated record